This is a messenger RNA of Condylostylus longicornis, 2352 nucleotides long. It is a transcript of the gene SrpRalpha, whose product is annotated as signal recognition particle receptor subunit alpha homolog. The record is from RefSeq and is a predicted model, not a curated record. The coding region runs from base 156 to 2045 and encodes 629 amino acids. Gene Ontology annotation, cellular component: endoplasmic reticulum membrane; signal recognition particle receptor complex. Gene Ontology annotation, biological process: SRP-dependent cotranslational protein targeting to membrane. Gene Ontology annotation, molecular function: signal recognition particle binding; GTP binding; ATP hydrolysis activity. The transcript has 3 exons. Lineage: Eukaryota; Metazoa; Arthropoda; Insecta; Diptera; Dolichopodidae.
UUUUUUUAUUUCUGUGUAACAAAGCAAGGUUGUAAAUAUAAAGCUGUCUAGUAAAUAAUAAUUUUUGUUUUCGUUUUCUUUUGUUUAUUGUUGUUUUAAAAGUAAAAGUGGAAAUUUAGGUAUUUAAAAAUAAAUUUCGAACUGAAUUUAAAAUUAUGUUAGACUUAUUCACAAUAUUCACAAAAGGUGGAAUUGUUUUGUGGUGCUUUCGUGGCACGAAGCAAUUGUUUGCACCCUCAGUGAAUGCUUUAAUUAGGACGGUCAUAUUACAGGAAAGAUCUGGAUCUUUUGAUAGCGAUAAUUUAACGUUGCAGUAUAAAUUGGAUAAUGAAUUUGAAUUGGUAUUCGUGGUUGCGUUUCAAAAAAUACUGCAAUUGUCAUAUGUGGAUAAAUUUUUGACAGACGUACAUUUGGAAUUUAGAGAUAAAUAUAAAAAUGAGCUACAAUCAGCGAGUCGAAAUUACAUGAACUAUGAAUUUGAGCAAGAAUUUCAUAAGAUCUUGGAGCUAGCGGAGGAAUGGGGUCGAACUCAAUUAAAAAUUCCAAAGCAGAUGAGAUCAUAUGAAGAUUCUGCGAAAUCUAAAAAGACUGUAGCAUCAAUGAUAGAACGUAGAGGUGACAUGAAUGACAAAAGUAGCGGUCAAUCGGCGAAAAAAUCAGUUAAAAUUGUGGAAGCUGAAAAGGAGCAAAAUAACUCAUUCGAAAUAAAUCCAAGUCGUGAGGAAGUUAUUCUAGCCAAUCGCAAAAAAUUAAUGGAAAAAAUGGGAGGAAAACAAGGUAAAAAUAAAGAAAAAAAGAGUCCUAAACCAGAAAAGGAAAAAUCUUGUAAAAAGCCCAGAGUUUGGGAUUUAGGUGGUACAAAUCGGGAUAUGCCGAACUUAGACAGAUCUAAAGAUAAACCAGAAGAUAUGAGAAGCGAUUUUGACCAUCAAAACGAGAUGAUUGGGACAAUGAAAGGUGGUAUACAGGAUUUACAAGUAGAAAGUGAAAGUGAAGAAUACUCAGAGUCGGAAUCUGAAGAAGAAUAUGUCGCGCAAAAGAACCAGUCGAAACCGAAUAGUACAUCAAAUAAAAAAUCAGGUGGCGGAAUGUUUUCAUUAUUCAAAGGUUUGGUCGGUUCCAAAGCUCUAUCGAGAAGUGAUAUGUCUCCAGCAUUAGACAAAUUGAAAGAUCACUUAAUAUCAAAAAAUGUAGCUGCUGAUAUAGCUUGCAAAUUAUGUGAUUCUGUAGCUACAAAACUAGAAGGAAAAGUUUUGGGUACAUUUGAAACUAUUCAAGCAACUGUUAAAUCAACCUUAACAGAUGCCUUGGUACAAAUUUUAUCACCUAAACGUAGAGUUGAUAUUUUGCGAGACUCAAUGGAGGCUAAAAAAAAUAAUCGUCCAUAUGUUAUGACUUUUUGCGGUGUAAACGGUGUUGGAAAGUCGACAAAUUUAGCAAAGAUUUGUUUUUGGCUGAUUGAGAAUAAUUUUAAUGUACUGAUAGCAGCAUGUGAUACAUUUCGUGCUGGUGCUGUUGAACAACUAAGAACUCAUACCCGCCAUUUGAAUGCUUUACACCCAUCAGAAAAACAUAACGGACGCACCAUGGUUGAGUUAUAUGAAAAAGGUUACGGAAAAGAUGCAGCUGGAAUAGCAAUGGAAGCUAUAAGAUAUGCAAAAGAAAGUAACAAAGAUAUUGUACUAGUAGAUACUGCUGGGAGAAUGCAGGACAACGAACCAUUAAUGAGAGCUUUGGCCAAAUUAAUUAAAGUUAAUGAACCAGAUUUGGUAUUGUUUGUUGGCGAAGCAUUGGUUGGUAACGAAGCUGUUGAUCAGUUAGUUAAAUUCAAUCAGGCAUUGGCUGACUUUUCAUCUAAUGAAAAUCCGCAUAUUAUUGAUGGGAUUGUUUUGACAAAAUUUGAUACAAUUGAUGAUAAAGUUGGUGCUGCUAUUUCAAUGACAUAUAUUACAGGACAACCUAUUGUUUUUGUUGGUACUGGACAAACUUAUACUGAUUUAAAAGCUAUUAACGCUAAAGCUGUUGUAACAGCCCUGAUGAAAUGAAAAAGAAUUACGAAACACGGAAUAAAUAUAUUUCUACAGGUAAUAAAUAUUUUAAAAGCGGAAAUGAAUGGUCAAUGUAUUUCAAUAUAAAAAUAUUUUCAACAAUAUCAUGGAUAUAUUUUUUCAUAAUUUUAUUUAGGAAACAAGUUUUUAUAUGUUGUUUUGUUAUUGAAUUUUUUAAUGCUUUUACAUGCAUUUUAUUUAUAAAUACGAUUAGGUAUAUUUAAAUUCAAAAAAAUUAGCUGAGAAAAAUAAUGAAUUUUAAAUUCAAUAUUAAUAAAAUUGAGAGGAACACGAUUUUUUUUUU